UGCUCCUUUGAUAUGCUCCAUCCUCAUAGGUUAGAGAUGGACUAAAGCAAAGGUAAUUUGUAACACAUUAAAAAAUUGUGUAUGAAUGAAAUAUUUGUUGAAAUAACUUGAAAAAAUGGAAGACAAUGAGGAUCAAGAUUUUGUGGCGUCCGAACACGAUCGUUUGAUUAGUGCAAUUACGAAACUUGAUAAAACCCAACAUAUAACUGAACCCACGAGAAGUGAGCCUACGAAUUCAAAUUCGGAAUUCAAUUUGAUCAAACGAUCUAAUAAAUUGAAGCUCACUAAUGUUGUUAAAGUGUUGGAAGAUACCGCUCACAAUGUACGAAUUAGUAAAAAACUAAAACAAAGUCAGAACUUUUCUAAAGUGCUUCCGAAGCCAUUAGAGAAACCACAAGCAGAGCGAAUUAAGAGAUCGACCGGCUAUGAACAAACGAAAAAUAAAUUAGGACGAUGGAAUCCAGUUGUUGCAAGAAAUCGCACUGUGGACUUUGUUUCUUUCCCUUUAAAAAGUUCUUCUAAUAAACUACAACCUACUGGAGACUUUUUAUCAAAAUUAAAGCUCAAAUCAACAUUAGAAAAAGAGCUUGAAGAGGUAGAUCCUCCCCCUGAGGCUGAAGUGGACGAUGACGAAGAACAGUCUUAUCCAAUGAGCUAUCAAGAGAUGCUAGAAUAUAGGCAAAAUUUAGCGAAAAUACGAGCCCAACAGUCAUACACAGCAGCUAAAGCUAAGAGACAGAGUAAAAUUAAAAGUAAAAAAUAUCAUCGUAUUCUCAAAAAAGAAAGACUUAAACAACAGAUUAAAGAAUUUGAAGAGCUACAAAGUAAGAACCCAGAAGAGGCUCUUAAGAAGUUGGAGGAGCUUGAAAAAGCUCGAGCAUUGGAAAGGCAUACAUUAAGACAUAAAAAUACUGGAAAAUGGGCUAAAAGUAAACUAGUAAGGGCCAAAUACGAUAAAGAUGUGAGACAACAACUGUCUGAACAAUUAUCAGUAAGCAAGAGCUUAACUCAAAAAGUGCAAAACACAGAGAGCUCAGAUGAUGAAGCUGAUGAAACUGAAAAUAUACCAGAUAUGACAUUAGCUCAGGAUCCAAUGAAUCCCUGGAUGGUAAAGAGAUCUGACAAAACAAAUAUAGAUGCAGAGUUUGAUUUUGGAUAUAAGAAGUAUUUGAAAGAUAGAAUGUAUAAACGAAAAGAAGAAAGUGAAUCAGACUCUGAACAAGAAGACUCCAAAAAUAAUAAAUUAGAUCUUUCCUUAUCUGUUCUUAAAGAAAGUAUUAAGAAAUUAGAAAAUAUAGCUACUUCAGCUGACAAUGAUGUUAUACAAAAGCCAGAAAAUGAAGAAAGUAAAAUUAGUGAGAAAAGUAACAAUACUAUAAAUAAAACAAAAAAAGGGAUUGAAAAGGCUACAAAAAAUAAAUUGAAUAAGCCAAAUAAAAGGUUAGUUGCUACUUCACUUUGGCAAGUUGAUGAUGUGGACGUUUCUCUAAAAAAUGAAACUGAUAAUGAAAUUAUUUCAGAAGCUUUUGACAAUUUGGAGAAUAAAAUAGUUAGUAGAGUAACAAGAAAGUUAAGAAAAUUAAGGAAAGAAGUUAAAAAAUUAGAAAACGAGUCUGAUACAGGUAACAAGAAACAAGCAGAGAAGUCUGAUGUGGUAGAUGAUGUAGAAUAUUUAAAAUUAAAAAAUCAGAAACUUAAGCCAAUUAUUGAUGAAGAACUUCUGGAGACUCAUAAAAACAUAAAUGAAGGAGACAAAGAAAUAACCACAAAUUCGUUAAAAACGAAUAUAUCUUCGAAAGAAGAUAAAUCAUCACAAGAAAAUAGUAAUGUAAAUAUUGACCCAAGUAGGUUCAUUGAAGUCAAACCAAAAUAUCUUAACACUUCAAUAUCUAAAGGAGAAAACGAAUUUGAUGAGUUAGAUGAAGAUGAACAAGUUGUUCCAAAAGUUGAUAUUGAAGACGUUUUUGAGGAAGACGAUGUAGUUGCUAGUUUUAGGCAAGAGAAAGAGGAUGAAAUUAAUAAUGAUUUACCAAAAGAUAUUGAUUUAACUCUUCCUGGAUGGGGAAGCUGGGGUGGAAAAGGGAUUAAAAUUCGCAAACGUAGAAACAAUAGAUUCAUCACAAAACUUGCACCUAAAAUCCCUAGGCGUGACGACAACAAAGGCGACAUAAUUAUACAUGAAGUAAGGAACUCAAAGCUUGAUUCGCAUAAAAUUUCUGAUGUACCAUUUCCAUUUAACAGUGUUAAAGAGUAUGAAGCAAGCGUAAGAACACCAAUAGGUAACACAUUUAUACCUGAAACUGCACACAAGAAACUUAUUCGUCCAAAUGUGAUUACAAAAGCAGGAUCCAUUAUAGAACCCAUGGAUGAAGAUGAAUUACUCGUUAAGCGAAACAGAACAUUUAAAAACGAGUCUGUCAUUAAAUUACUAGCUAAAUAAAAAACUAUAUUUUUCUUAA
Molecule: messenger RNA, 2459 nt
Organism: Melitaea cinxia (Glanville fritillary)
Lineage: Eukaryota; Metazoa; Arthropoda; Insecta; Lepidoptera; Nymphalidae
Product: U3 small nucleolar RNA-associated protein 14 homolog A
Exons: 3
Coding region: 116-2440 (774 amino acids)
Biological process (GO): rRNA processing
Cellular component (GO): nucleolus; small-subunit processome
Source: RefSeq, a predicted model, not a curated record